AAGUCACAUUCGGUUGCAUGUUGUUGAGUGGUGGCACUUGGCUGGUUCGAGAUUAGUCCUCUGACAUCAAAAGCGAAACACAUUGCUCUAGUUCAUGGAGCUCUGUUCCGAUUCCAAGUGUGUUUUUUGUUGUAUGUUUAUUCCUUCUAAGCGCGUUGAAUUGCCAUAGUUAAGAAUCUGCAAGGCUCGUGUCAUCUUUACCCUUCUUAUAUCUUGCCGAUUUUUCUUUUAGCUCGAGAUUGAUGGCGAGGUUUGAGGCCGACACAAGCGCUUGGUCGAUACCGACAAGUUAGCUCAAGUGGCCCUCUACGACGACAAACAGCUAUAUGAUACUGUUUCCAAUGCGGAGUUGAAUGAUUGAGAGGGAUAGCUAGCAACGACGAUCAUGCUAGUGGUAAGCUUUUCCCCUUGCCGCCAAAACAAAGGUGAAGGCCAACACCGAGCUAGAGUGGUAAAGCCAGCAUCACUAAGUUUGGUGGUGUAAACACUGUAUUUGUGGGCCAUUUGUGUCUACGAGGAGGCAUGCCCGGUGAGGGCUGAAGAACACACAGGACACAGAGAAACAAAGAAAGAAGGAAAUUUGUGAACAGGUUGGGGGCUGGGAGAGGGGAUUUUGGAGUCUCAAAAAUCGAAUUUUUUUCUUCCCGGAGCCGAUCAAGGUGGAGAAUUAAAUGGCUUAUUCUUGCUUCUCGGCACAGAGCAGGCAGUGGCUAGCUUUCCUGGACGAAAGUUUGUUGGAGGAGCUCACCAAGCCGCAGCCGAUUCUUGUUCUCUCUUCGGAGCAGCAAGAACAGGUCCAAUUGCAACAUGGUUCUUGUUUCAGAGCCGAGUCUCUAAAGCUUGACAAAUCGCCUCGCAAAAGGCCGCGGGACGAUGCAACGUCCUCCAAGGCUGUCCGAGAGAAGAUGAGACGGGAUAAGCUCAAUGAUAAGUUUCUGGAAUUGAGCGGCGCACUGGAACCGGGAAGGCCUCUCAAGUCCGACAAAUCCGCCAUCCUCAUCGAAGCGGCAUGCGUUUUGCUGCAGCUGCGACAAGAGGCCCAGCAGCUCAAGGAAUCCAACGACAAGCUCCGUGAAGCUGUUAAAGACUUAAAGAUUGAGAAGAACGAACUCCGGGACGAGAAGCUCAGACUAAAAGCCGAGAAGGAGAGGCUCGAAGAGCAGCUAAAGACGUUCUCGGUCUCCUUCGUCCCUCAUCCCGCGUACCAAGCAGCGGCCGCGGCCGCGGCACUGGCUGCUCAAAACCACUCGCUUCCACCCUCCGAAAAGCUCAAGCUCGAGACGGUGUCGGCCUUCCCGGCAGGCGGGAUGUGGCAAUGGAUGCCUUCGUCGUCCACUUCGACGGAGGAUUCUCUCUUGAGGCCUCCUGUAGCUUGAGCGACUUUUUCUUCAUCCUGGCGAACUUUUUGUCUUGUGAAUAGGAAGUGGGCGUAAGAACAACUUCUAACUGUAUGUAAAACCAUAACUAUACAAUGACAAGAGCCGUAUGAUCGUGGAUCAAAACCACUUGCAUAA
Molecule: messenger RNA, 1514 nt
Organism: Selaginella moellendorffii
Lineage: Eukaryota; Viridiplantae; Streptophyta; Lycopodiopsida; Selaginellales; Selaginellaceae
Product: transcription factor ILR3-like
Exons: 7
Coding region: 672-1376 (234 amino acids)
Biological process (GO): intracellular iron ion homeostasis; regulation of DNA-templated transcription
Molecular function (GO): DNA-binding transcription factor activity; protein dimerization activity
Source: RefSeq, a predicted model, not a curated record